ACGGCACAUAUGUGUUCGUCCCGAGUGGCUAAAUCAAACAAUCAAAGUGCCGACGCACAUAUAUCGCGCGAAAGAUAACCUGCGUGUGGCUUGACUUAACCUAGUCUAAGUAAACCUACAGCGUAAAAUAAUUUAGGCAAAAGAAUUCAUGUUCUUCUUUUUUCAUGUACUUUCUAUCCUGUUUCUCAAAUGUUUUAUUACGUAGUUGGAAUGCAGAAAAUGUGGAACAGUGUAGUUUAAAAGAACGAAUUUUAUGUUACAUGAUGGAGGUCCACUUGGCCACAAAUGCUUCGAAACACUUUCUAUUUUCUAGCUCCGGGAAGUUAGCCGGGCAACUUUUACUUUUUUAAUUUUUUUUACGAAUCGUUUGUUGGUCGUUUGUCGGUUAUUGUUGGCCUAAUUAAAAUUUUUGUUGGCUAAUACUUUUUUUUUUUUUUAAAGAAAAUUUUGUGGGAAGUUAGCCCGACGAAAAUUUAACGGUCCACGGACAUCACGUACACUUUUAAUUAUAAAAUAAUAAUAGGUGUAUUUUGAUUACAACUGCUAGUGAAAUAACGUUUCCUCGUUUGUCCGUAGGUUUGUACAAGGACGCACCAUCGUGCACUUUCAAGACCGCGAGCGGCGUCACGCAAGUCGAAUUUAGCUCCUGCGAGACCAAACUGUUUUCCGCGUGUCGAAAGAGCGGCGAAUUCCUACGCUGGGACCUCCGUAAUCCUGGUGACGUUCUUCAUUCGUUCGAGGGGAGACAAUCGGAUACCAAUCAAAGGAUACAGUCUAACGUUACGUGCAAUGGCAAACAGAUGAUCUCUGGUGGUACUGAUGGAAAUAUUACUGUAUGGGAACUGCCAGACGUCACGGAAUACGGUGAAAAUUUGAACCCAAAGUACAAGAUAAAAUUAUCUGAGGAUUGUAUAAAUGGAAGGAGCUUGCACAAAACUUUACCAAUAGUAGCAACCAGUUUCGGACAAUGUGGUAUCAAGACCGAGCACAGAGACAACAGCGUAAAAUUAUGGGGGGCCCUUUGACAAGACAUCACGCGACUGUAAACAGACCUGUAAAUACUUGAUUUUGUGCCUCCGUUAUCAUUGACAGUACUCGUGCUGACUUUAUCCAAGAAUUUGUGGAUAAAAAGGACAGGACAAUUUUGCCAACACUGACAAUAAGCGACAGAACAGUCUG
Messenger RNA from Ooceraea biroi (clonal raider ant), 1179 nucleotides. Its product is annotated as telomerase Cajal body protein 1. The record is from RefSeq and is a predicted model, not a curated record. Gene Ontology annotation, molecular function: protein binding. Lineage: Eukaryota; Metazoa; Arthropoda; Insecta; Hymenoptera; Formicidae.